UCUAAUUUGACUUCGUUUCAUAAGGGCGAUAUUCGUUAACCCCCACAAUCAACGCAUGCGUUGUAAUAGCAUCCAUUUUGGUAACCUCCCUUUUCGAAGGAAGUUCGUAAAUAUCAAAAAGCACCGUGAUUUAAGACGAAGAUGGGGGAUGAAAAGAAAGAGAAUGCGGAAAAGCAAAAAUCCGUUUUAAAUCCGGAAGCUCCAGCUUUCGUGAUGAGAACAAAACCAAUAAAACAUACGUUACCAUACACUUGGACUUUUUGGUAUUACAAAAGAGUCCCGGGUAUUAACUAUCGCGAUAAUCUCCACCAAGUUGUCUCGUUCGAUACGCUCGAGGAUUUUUGGUUGUUGUAUCACCACCUUUCUUUGGUGAGCGAUUUAAGAAAUAUGGAUUAUCUCAUAUUUAAAUUGGGUGUAACACCGGUUUGGGAAGAUGUUAAUAAUCAGCGUGGAGGUCGCUGGGAGGUCCACAUCCCUUCAGCACUCCGCAAUGAGGUCUUAACCACUGUUUGGGUACAAUCGGUUUUGUACUCUAUUACUGAUUGGUCUCAUUUCAGUCAGCAACUGUGUGGAGUUGUUGCUACAGUGCGUUAUAGAUACGAUCGCAUAGGAAUCUGGACCUCUGAUGCAAAUGACAGAUACAUAACAAACGCAAUUGCUGAGGAAUACCAAAACAUUCUUGAUGCAAACAACUGUGGUAUUUUACAAUAUCAACCGCAUAAAGUUUUAAGCCGAAGAGCAAGAAAAUCUGCAAGAAACAAAUAAUUUUCGAAAAA
Messenger RNA from Onthophagus taurus, 776 nucleotides. RefSeq names its product eukaryotic translation initiation factor 4E-like. Gene Ontology annotation, molecular function: RNA 7-methylguanosine cap binding; translation initiation factor activity. Gene Ontology annotation, cellular component: cytoplasm; eukaryotic translation initiation factor 4F complex. Lineage: Eukaryota; Metazoa; Arthropoda; Insecta; Coleoptera; Scarabaeidae. Gene Ontology annotation, biological process: translational initiation. The record is from RefSeq and is a predicted model, not a curated record.